Molecule: messenger RNA, 2777 nt
Organism: Chara braunii
Lineage: Eukaryota; Viridiplantae; Streptophyta; Charophyceae; Charales; Characeae
Source: the annotation of a GenBank genome assembly
UCCGCAUUGCUGCAAUAAGCAGAAAUCAUGCACCCCAGCUGCUGCAACUUGAAGUAGUAGGCUGAGGAGGGGAUCUGCUUCUCUUCACAGCAGCACGUCUCCUGCUCCAGCCAUCAAAACAAAAAAAAAGGGCCCAGUAGAAGCGAUCAGGAGUGGGGAUAUAGUCUUCGGAGUCCAUGGCGGUCGUCAGGAGGGAAGCCACUGGCAUGGCUAGAUUGGCAGGAUUAGCCAUAGGAUGUCUUGGAAUAAUUCUCCUUGGUUUUGUCAUUCAGUCCCUUGCAGUCCAUACAAGUAAGAGCAAGUCCAUACGGAAGACGGCUGCGGCCACUCAGAACGUCGGAACAGAAACUGACAUCGUUAGCAGGCAUCUCGGAGAUUACGAGCAUGACGGCAACAAUUCUGGAGAAGGGAACUUUAAGGACGGCAACAAGUAUGGCGAAGAAGGGAAGUAUGAGGACGACAACAAGUAUAACAAGUAUGGCCAGGGGAACUUCAAGGACGGGAACAAGGACGGGAACAAGGACGGGAACAAGGACGGGAGCAAGGACGGGAACAAGGACGGGAACAAGGAUGGGAACAAGGACGGGAACAAGGACGGGAACAAGGACGGGAACAAGGAUGGGAACAAGUAUGGUGAGCAAGGGAAGUAUGAGGAUGACAACAAGUAUGACCAAGGGAACUUCAAGGACGUGAACAGUACCAUGAACAAGGGAAGACGGAAACAAGGAUCCGGAAGCAAGGAUGGGAACAAGGAUGGGAACAAAGACAGCGAACAAGGGAAGUACGACAACAAGUACGACCAAGGGAACUCCAAGGACGGGAACAAAGAUGGGAACAAGGAUGGGAACAAGCACGGCAAACAAGGGAAGUACGAGGACGGCAACAAGCAUGGCCACGAUAACUUCAAGGACGGGAACAAGUAUGGUGAACAAGGGAAGUACGAGGACAACAACAAGUAUGGCCAAGGGAACUUCAAGGACGGGAACAAGGACGGGAACAAGGACGGGAACAAGGAUGGGAACAAGGAUGGGAACAACGACGAGAACAAGGACGGGAACAAGUACGGUGAACAAGGGAAGUAUGAGGACGACAACAAGUAUGGCCAAGGGAACUUCAAGGAUGUGAACAAGUACCACGAACGAGGGAAGUACGAGGACGACAUUAAGUAUGGCCAAGGGAACUUCAAGGACGGGAACAAGGAUGGGAACAAGGACAGGAACAAGGAUGGUGAACAAGGGAAGUAUAAGGACGGGAACAAGUACGACGAACAAGGGAAGUACGAGGACAGCAACAAGUAUGGCCAAGUGAACUUCAAGGACAGGAACAAGGAGGGCGAACAGGGGAAGUACGAGGACGGCAACAAGCAUGGCCAACAAAACUUCAAGGACGGGAACAACUAUGGCGAACAAGGGAAGUACAAGGACGACAACAAGUAUGGCCAAGGGAACUUCAAGGAGGAGAACAAGGACGGGAACAAGGACGGGAACAGGGACGGGAACAAGUACGGUGAACAAGGGAAGUACGAGGACGGCAACAAGUAUGGCCAAGGGAACUUCAAGGACGCGAACAAGUACCACGAACAAGGGAAGUACGAGGACGACAACACGUAUGGCCAAGGGAACUUCAAGGAUGUGAACAAGUACCACGAACAAGGGAAGUACGAGGACGGCAAGAAGUAUGGCCAAGGGAACUUCAAGGACGGGAACAAGGAUGGGAACAAGUACGACGAACAACGGAAGUACGAGGACGGGAACAAGUAUGACGAACAAGAGAAGUACGAGGACAGCAACAAGCAUGGCCAAGGGAACUUCAAGGGCGGGGACAAGGACGGGAACAAGGACGAGAACAAGGACGGGAACAAUGACGGGAACAAGGACGGGAACAAGGACAGCGAACAAGGGAAGCACGAGGACGACAACGAAUAUGGCCAAGGGAACCUCAAGGAAGGGAACAAGUAUGGCAAACAAGGGAGAUACGAGGAUGGCAACGAGUAUGGCCAAGGGAACUUCAAGGACGGGGACAAGUACGGCAAACAAGGGAUGUACGAGGACGGCAACAAGUAUGGCCGAGGGAACUUCAUGGAUGGGAAAAAGUAUGGCGAAGGGAAGUACGAGGACGGCAAUAAGUAUGGGCAAGGGAACUUCAAGGAUGGGAACAAGUAUGGUGAAGAAGGGAAGUACGAGGAUGGCUACAAGUAUGGCCAAGGAAACUUCAAGGACGGGAACAAGUAUGGCGAAGGGGGGUAUGAGGACGGCAAUAAGUAUGACCAAGGGAAGUAUGAGGACGGGAAGAAAUACGGUGAACAAGGGAAGUACGAGGACAAGUAUGGCAAUAAGUAUGGCAAUAAGUAUGACAACAAGUACGACAAUGAAUACGACAACAAGUACGACAACAAGUAUGACAACGAGUAUUAUAACAAAUACUAUGAGAAUAAGUAUGGCAACAAAGGGAAGAGGUACGACAACCGAGACAUGGAUGUGGUCAUAGACUAUGAUGAGGACAAUAUGAAGUAUGACAACAAGUUUUAUGAUGGCAAUUUCAAAGGACAGAAGCACGAAGUGAAGUACAUGGAGGAGUAUGGUAUGAAGUACAACCGUUACGAUAGGAAGGGGUAUGGCGAGAAAAAGUAUGGCUACAAAAAUUAUAACAAGAAAUAUUAUGGGAAGAAGAAGCAAAGCAAGAAGUAUCAUAAGUACAACGACAAGUAUGGUAACAAGUACAGCGGCAAGUACGGGAAGAAGGGUUAUUAUUAGAGGGACUAGGGCAAGAAGGAUGAG